Labrus mixtus (cuckoo wrasse) is the source of this 5840-nucleotide messenger RNA. RefSeq names its product glucuronic acid epimerase b (gene glceb). Gene Ontology annotation, biological process: heparan sulfate proteoglycan biosynthetic process. The record is from RefSeq and is a predicted model, not a curated record. Bases 305 to 2092 code for a protein of 595 amino acids. The transcript is spliced from 6 exons. Lineage: Eukaryota; Metazoa; Chordata; Actinopteri; Labriformes; Labridae. Gene Ontology annotation, cellular component: Golgi apparatus. Gene Ontology annotation, molecular function: heparosan-N-sulfate-glucuronate 5-epimerase activity.
GAAUUCAGUCGCUGUUGUGGCUGGGAGGCAGCACAAUCAGCCUGUCUCUUUGGCGAAACCGCUAUCAGCCCGAGGUACAGGACUCUUUCAAACCAACCGACCGACCGACUGAAAAUAACUCCCCCCCCACCCCCGACUGUCCCGAACAAACUCCGGCUCUGCGCGACUUUCUGUAAUCCUGCUGCAGGAGCUCAGCAGAAACUUCCAGAAGGAUCAGCGGUGAAAAGACUCUGUGGUGAAUGUCGACAGGAUGUCCAGCCAGUUGACCUUUUCCUUGUGAAUGGAUUAGAGGAAAGUUGUGACCAUGCGCUGCCUGGCUGCCCGGGUCAACUACAAGACCCUCAUCGUCAUCUGCGCCCUCUUCACACUCAUCACUGUGUUGUUAUGGAACCGCUGCUCCAGUGACACCAGCCUACACUUCCUGCCGCGCGCUGCCUUGGUGGCUCCAAGUGCAAAGGUGGGGGAUGCUAGCAUCAGCAGCCAGCAGCACCCGCCACAACCUCCUGAGCCCCCGCCCGUUGUCGGGGUUGUCAGUGGGAUCAAGUAUGAAGAAAUCGACUGCCUGAUUAAUGAUGAGUCCACUAUCAAAGGCCGGAGAGAAGGAGGAGACAUCUACCUCCCCUUCAGCUGGAUGGAGAAAUACUUCGAGGUUUACGGCAAAGUGGUGCAGUACGAUGGCUACGAUCGCUUUGAGUUCCAGCACAGCUACUCAAAAGUUUAUACACAGCGGGAGCCCUACCACCCUGAUGGAGUCUUCAUGUCGUUUGAAGGGUACAACGUGGAGGUCCGUGACCGUGUCAAGUGUAUAAGUGGAGUGGAAGGCGUACCUCUGUCCACUCAGUGGGGCCCUCAGGGCUACUUCUACGCCAUCCAGAUCGCUCAGUACGGCUUGAGCCAUUACAGCAAAAACCUGACGGAGCGCCCUCCCCAUGUGGAAGUCUACGACACGGCCGAGGAGAGAGACAGUCGGGCCAGCUCUGCGCCCUGGAGUGUGCCGAAAGGCUGCAGUCUCAACCGCCUCCACGACAAGAGCCGAGCUACCUCUGUGCGUCAGUUCAGUGCUGCAGAGUCCUCAGAAGGCGUCUCCCUCCAGCUGGGUAACGCCAAAGACUUCAUCCUCAGCUUGGACUUGAAGUUCGCCUCUAACGGCAGCGUGUCUGUGAUCCUGGAGACCACAGAGAAGGGUCCACCCUUCACCAUCCACUACGUGACCAACACGCAGCUCAUCGCCUUCAAAGACCAUGACAUCACCUAUGGGAUCGGGCCGAGAACCGCCUGGAGCACCCUGACCCGAGACCUGAUCACAGACCUCAGGAAGGGCGUCGGUCUGUCCAACACCAAGGCUGUGAAGGCCACAAAGAUCAUGCCCAGACGAGUGGUGCGUUUAGUCCUACAUGGGCGUGGCUUUGUUGACAAUGUCACCAUCUCCACCACUGCACACAUGGCCGCCUUCUUUGCAGCCAGCGACUGGCUACUACGCAACCAGGACGAGCGGGGCGGCUGGCCCAUCAUGGUCACACGUAAACUGGGUGAAGGCUUCCGACCUUUGGAGCCCGGCUGGUACUCGGCUAUGGCUCAGGGUCAGGCCAUGUCGACGCUGGUGAGAGCGUACCUCCUCACCAAGGACCAGGCUUACCUCAGCGCUGCCCUCAAGGCGGUGGGACCAUACAAGGUGCCUUCAGCGCAGCACGGGGUCAAAGCUGUGUUCAUGAACAAAUAUGACUGGUAUGAAGAAUACCCCACCACGCCCAGCUCCUUUGUCCUCAACGGCUUCAUCUACUCUCUGCUGGGACUCUUUGACUUGACUGACACGGCUGGGGAGAAGCUGGGCAGGGAGGCGGGUCAGCUGUUCAGCCGCGGCAUAGAGUCUCUGAGGGCCAUGCUGCCGCUCUUUGACACGGGGUCAGGGAGCAUCUAUGACCUGCGUCACUUCAUGUUGGGCACUGCGCCCAACCUGGCACGCUGGGACUAUCACACCACACACAUUAACCAGCUGCAGCUCAUUGCAUCUAUAGACAACUCUCCCAUUUUUAAGGAUGUGGUCAAACGCUGGAAAAACUACUUAAAAGGGAUCCGUGCCAAGCACAACUAGACCAACUGUAAGCAUUGUGUGGAAAAACAGCAGAGAUGAUAUUCUUGUGUGAGAACUUGGUGAAUAAAUGAAUGUGAGGCGGUGCUCACAUUGUGUGUCUGUGUGGUGGAGGAUCAUUAACUAAAGGAUGAGUUUAUUCAGCUGCAGCUCAACACUAAAUGUUUCACAUGUGCUCAGUUGCAGGUUUUUUCUUUCCUGCAACAUCGACUGUAGCUCUCCUCUCCCGGUUUAUUUCCUUGAGCUAGUGUUUGUAAUUAUGCACAGACCUAGUUUCAGAGUGUGUGUGUUUGUGUUCAGGAAGAGCACAUUGUGUGUGUGUGUGUGUGUGUGUGUGUGUGUGUGCGCGUGUGUGCGUGCGCGCUGUUUAGAGUAACAAUAUAUGAUGCUAGAGGAAGAUGAACCUUCUUGGGUUGUUUAAUCUGACUCACAUUUCCUACAUUCAUCAUCCACCACAAUUCUCUUCUCCAUUGUAUUUUUUAACUGGUUUGAGAGUUUAUUGAAACAAAUACACAGAAUAUAUAAGAAAAAUAGUUUUGAGAAUGAUUCCAAAAAAAUCUAAAUAUGAUGAACAUUUAGUUUUUUAUUUGUCCCCUAGAACCUUAUUUUUACCCUUUAACAUUGGAAUCUUCAAAGUUUAAAAUAUAAAAAUGAUGUAAGUUUGUAAGAAAGAUGUGAGAUAAAUUAAUUUGGCUGUCUUUUUACUUCAUGCUUCCUAACUGGCAGCUUUCUGUUGUUUUUUUUUAAAACCAUUUCUCCCUAAAACACAGUAGUUUUAACUAUUGACAAAUUAUUUUAGAGGAAGUUUAUGUUGUUGUUUUUUAAGCAAGCUCAUCUUUAACUUGUUUGCUUUUCCUCUCAUCUUGAUAUUCAGUCAUGGAUUAAGUGUUUGUCGAGCUGCUUGAAAUCAGCUCUGAGGAACAAAACAAGCCACCAAGUUUGACGUCAGAUGGUUCAACUGGCUCAGGCUUCCUGCAGGUCUCCUCUCUACAUGCCCACAAUUCAACUUUCUAAAGCUGAGUUGUUGUUUUUUCUAGUCGACAAAGGUUCCAACUGAAAGACAGAUGGGUCCGAGUGUAACACUGAAGGUAACACUGCCACUACGUUAUUGACUGACUAUACCACUGAUCCACAGCCGCCCAUUACUACAGAAGCCCUCCGUCUGCUUAGGGUUUCAAUAGUAAUGACUAAACUUGAUGCUUUUCCUUUAGACUUUCCUUAACUGACCAACUUAAGCUUCAUAUAAACCUUGACCUUGCUGUCAAAAUGUCCUUUGGUUUGUACAACAGCAUCAUUAUUUGUAGCUUCAUUUGAUAGAUUUUCACGUUCCCUUUCCACCUUCUAAGAUUGUUGUUUACUUGAAAACUCACCUAUGACUCUUUACUCGCAGAUCAUAAUUGCAGGACUCAAGUGUGAAGUUGUGUGCUCCGGCAGAGCUGCGUCUCACUAACAUGCCAAUUUCUAACAUUUAAAUAGACAAUGUGAGAAGAGCUGAAGGUCGAGGUGAAGUCUGCACCAACACGAAGAGGCUGUCAGUCCCUGCAGGCUCUCAUUGCUCCUCUGGGCUGCUGUGGGUGCAUGAACUCAGCGUUUUUAAUCUUGAGUGCUGCCCUGUUGACCGCUGUGCGAGGAGAAACGGCCUCGUCGAGACACUAACAAUUCACCCGGCUAAUAGGCCUGAGAGGCUGCACACAGUACCGUCGCCUGUCUGUGGAUGAGUCAGCAUCCAGUGGCAUCACACCCGCAAAGAAAACAAAGUGGAGCCCUCAGCAUUAAUGAGGCUCUCAUCGAUCUAGCUUAAAGAUUAUUAAUGGGAAGCAGGACACUCGGGCUGGUUUGGUCCUCGGAAGGUGUUGAUGGUGGAUUUUUCUUUGGCCAUUUUCAUAAAACGGAAAACUUUUCCCCCUUAUGGUCUGCUUUUAAGUUGUUGAACUUCCAGUGUAUUUAAAGACUGAUUCUAAGAAGUCUCUGAUUUAUUUUUAAAAAAAAAAGCUUUGCUACCAUGACAGCUGAUUUGCUUUCGUUCAAACAGUUCUAAAUCCUCUGGGUGUUUCUCUCUGACCGUACAGCUUCAUCUUCAGCUCAGCUGCGACAUUCAAAACUUAGUGAGGAUUUAUAACAGAGUUUUAGAGCUAACCUUAAGAAGAAAUAAUCACAGAUGAUUAGUAGUAAAAGAAGUUGUAAUAAUUCAAGAAAAAGUCACAGCGUUAUUAGAAAAAAAGACGCGUUUUGCAAAGAAAAUACUCACUGUUGGUCCAGUAAAUAUGACUUAAUCGUUUGUUUAUCAGUGCCACACGUCACAGCAUUCAAAGCUUGUUUCUAGCAUGGCCUUUUAAUACAUGAAACUCCAAAACAAAUUCACAAGAGACUUUACAUACAAGAAAUCAGCUUAUUAAACUCGUACAUUAAAUAGCACAAAACAUGUAACUCAACAUAACUACAGAAAAUACAAACUAUAGUACAAUAUAGUGUCCUAAAACAAGAAGCACCAGAUUAUUCAUAAAUGUAUGAAUCCUGCUAAAAAAAAAAAAAAACACUUUCAUUCGGAGUUUGAAAGGAUUCAAGUCAGGAUCAGUUCAAGUAUUUUUCAGAUCAAAUCAUUUCUUAGACGUAAGAAUAUAACAUGACCUUCCCAGUCUUACCAUCACAUCCACUUCUUCUCACUGCUACAACGUGACUCUUCCUUCAUCCUAGAGGUUUAUACUGGUAUUACAUUGAUGCUUCGUUUUCAAAUUAAAAAAACAAAGAAGAGAAGUUUUCCAAGAGGAUAGUGAUGAGUGUACUUUUUUCUUUUUGAUAAUACAGGUUGUUUUUUUUACGCUUGCUGGUCUUUGCUGUGUUAAUUUCCUGGUAGCAUUUUUUUGAGUCAUGAGUCAUUUUUACAGGACAUUUAGAAAAAUGUUGUUUUAAAGAGAACAUUCAGGAAUAGACGUGUUGAGUGUGAUUCUCCAUUUUGUUUAUACCAAAGUCAUCGAUUCAAGUUUGAAUUUGUAUAUUUUUGUGCAAACCGACUUCCAUUCAGCAUUUAAUGACAUUCAAUGUCAUGGAGGCGUCGCAGAGAGACACUGCCUUUUGAGAAAAGACGUUUUUCAGAUGUAGGUUUAGUAGAUAAUAGUACAAAAGAAAGAUUAAAAGCUUGUUUCAGUGAAAGGGGAUGCGUGCAAAAAGAGAUAAGCAUUUAGUCGGCUACUGUUUUAAACGAGCCUUUAGCUGCAGAUUAUCCUUCAGCUUUUUGUUUUCUCUUUCAGGAGUUUGUGUUUCGUUCAUCGUUCGCUGGAAUAAUUUGCAGAGGAGUGAGAUGUUUUGCUAGAUAGACACAAAAGCACAACUUUCCAUUUUCCAGUCACAUGAUUUCAGUUGUAUAUUUGUUGGGUUUCAUUUGUCUUUGUGUUCAAAAUAAUGUGCAACGCCUUCAUUCAGGAAGCUGCUAGCUAUUAUUGUUCACUGUGGCACAGGAAUGACAACUUCAGUUUCCUACGUUUAACAAGUUGUGUUUAUUUCCAACUUUCUGUUGAAGACUUCAACAUGUGGCCGCAGAGGUCAAAUGUGAUUUAUGCAAUAAAAUGUUUACUGGGGUUGUGACACCACAGGAGACCCAGAGAAGUUGUACAGACUUUGCAAUCCAAGCACAAUGUGCAAAUGCUACCAUUUUUUAGUCUAAGGACGAGAGGUGUUUAUAUACAGAGUAAAUCUUUGUGCUUUAAAAAUGUGCUUUUUAAAGGUGUAAAAAAAAUAAAAGCAUUUUUCUUAA